UUUAUGCAAUAAUUUUUUUCCGGACACAGACUUUGGACACAAACACCGACUUAUUCUUCCGGUGAUCUUCGGGUCGACACCACAGCCAUCGCCAGACAUCAUGUCUUCGUCACUGUUUGAACACAUAAGACAAUUACAUUCGGAUGAGUUGUACACCAAUUUAGUCCAAUUGAUGAAUCUCUUGUCGCCACAAAUGGACUCCAUUUGCGAACUCUUUUCGGCGACCAAUGAAUACAAAGCCCUCGUCUUCUUCGGCGACGCUCUCUAUCGCACCAAAGAUUACCGAAAAGCAGAG
Molecule: messenger RNA, 295 nt
Organism: Medioppia subpectinata
Lineage: Eukaryota; Metazoa; Arthropoda; Arachnida; Sarcoptiformes; Oppiidae
Source: the annotation of a GenBank genome assembly